Messenger RNA from Ziziphus jujuba (common jujube), 2994 nucleotides. Its product is annotated as 26S proteasome regulatory subunit 10B homolog A. Gene Ontology annotation, biological process: positive regulation of RNA polymerase II transcription preinitiation complex assembly. The coding region runs from base 1515 to 2714 and encodes 399 amino acids. Gene Ontology annotation, cellular component: proteasome regulatory particle, base subcomplex; cytosolic proteasome complex. Gene Ontology annotation, molecular function: ATP hydrolysis activity; ATP binding; proteasome-activating activity. The transcript has 12 exons. The record is from RefSeq and is a predicted model, not a curated record. NCBI's taxonomy places the organism in Eukaryota, Viridiplantae, Streptophyta, Magnoliopsida, Rosales, Rhamnaceae.
AUAAGAUGGCUUGGUGGGCAAUUAAACCAACGUGUGUUUUUGCUUUGUAACGAAACUUCGAUGGCAAGUGGAGCAGCAGAAGACGCAGUACGACGUUGCAAAGCGAUCGCCGAAUACCAGAAAAACCUUCUCCAGCAUAAGGAGCUCGAAUCCCGAGUACUCGCUGCGAGAGAGAAUUUGCGUGCUUCGAAGGAGGAAUUUGCCAAGAAGGCCAAAAACGAAGACGAUCUCAAGUCGCUUCAAAGCGUUGGGCAAAUCAUCGGCAAAGUUCGUAGGCCUCUUAAUAAUGAACGCCUGAUAGUGAAAGCAAGCAGUGGGGGGCCAAGAAAAGCAGUGAUAGUGAAAGCAAGUAGUAAGGUCGAUGAGGAAGUUGUAUUGGGGAAUGAAUUAGGCGGAGAAGAUGGUGGUGGGGGUGGCAAAGAAGGUGAAGAGAAGGACCAGGAGGAGAAAAGCCAUUGAUGGAGAAAAUGGUGUUAAUGGCAAGAAGGAUAUAAAAAAAUUGGAACUUUAUUGUUUUCUGUGAUUUUACUUUUUAAAAUAUAUAUAUCUCCACCCCUCCUGGGUUUAGGAAGUCUUUUUUUUCUUUGGAUUUAGCUUGUUUAAACAAGAAAAAUUAUGAUCUUUUAAAUAAGGCAUAUAAUUCCUUCAAAUUCUAUUAAGUUGGUCUACAUCGGUAUCACCAAUAAUUUUCCCUGAAUUUCAACUCCAACUUAGUAGGGUGAUAAUGGAGUCUAGCUUAUCAUAUAGAAAUCAUGAAUACAAAGUUUGUUUAAGGGAUAAACACAAUGUCUUUUUAGAACAUAGAAAAUAGCUAAGCUGCAUUACACAAUUGUAUUUUAAGUAAACAUAAAUCAAUUGACCCAAAUAUUAACACAAAACAAGUAAAAGCAAAAUUUUUGCACAAUUUAUUUUAUAAUUUUUUUAAUGAAAAUGAUAAUUCUAUCCCUAUUUCAAUUUAGGACGUAUAGGUGCCUCUAAAAAAUAAAAAUAAAAAAGACAUAAUUGCAAAAAUACCCAUAAUAAAUAAAUUUAUUUAAAUGAUAGUAAUAUUGUUUUAUUAUUAUUUUGAAGAAAAUAUUAAUUCGGAUUAAAUUAGUUGAAAAAUGAAAUAAUGGGUAUGCCAAAAGAAAUUUUUGGUCAAAUUAAAAUAAUUUUUAGUUGUUAAUUGAUUUUUUUUUUUAGUUUUUUUAUUGAUUUAAAUGAAUUAUUUUCAAAUUUUAAAUAAUUUGACCGAGGAUUUUGUAAAAUACACCAAAUAAAUAGUAUAUAUGAUCUCUAAUCUUCCGAACAUAAAAAAAUUAUCCAGACCAAAAAAAAAAAAAAAAAGAUUUAGUUGGUUUUAUUUUUUCUUUUCCCCUUUUGCAAGUAAGAAAUAUAAGAAUAAGAAGACGGCUUGUUGAGCAGUUGAUAUAUAUACAUUAACGUGCUUUGCUUUGUUGCUCAGUUUUCUCCUUCUCCUUUGGCACUAUUUAAAAAAAAAAAGAAAAAUAAUAAAAAGUUGGAACGAUACUACGAUGGCGAGUGAAGCAGAAGAAGCAGUACGACGUCGCAAAGCGAUCGCCGAUUACCGGAAAAAGCAGCUUCUGAUUAAGGAGCUCGAAUCCCGAAAACACGCAGAUAGACAGAAUUUGCGUGCUACGAAAAAGGUAUUUGCCAAGACCGAAGACGAUCUCAAGUCGUUUCAGAGUGUUGGGCAGAUAAUAGGCGAAGUUCUUAGGCCUCUUGAUAAUGAACGCUUAAUAGUGAAAGCGAGCAAUGGACCAAGGUAUGUGGUUGGCUGCCGCAGUCAAGUGGAUAAAGAGAAAGUCACUGCAGGGACUCGUGUUACCCACGAUAUGACUACUCUAACUAUCAUGCGAGUUCUUCCCCGUGAAGUUGACCCAGUUGUGUAUAAUAUGCUUCAUGAAGAUCCUGGUAAUGUUAGCUACUCUGCUGUGGGAGGGUUGUCGGAUCAGAUUCGAGAGUUAAGGGAAUCUAUAGAGCUGCCUCUUAUGAAUCCUGAGCUCUUUCUUAGAGUGGGGAUUAAACCUCCCAAGGGUGUUCUCCUCUAUGGACCUCCUGGAACUGGGAAAACAUUACUGGCAAGAGCAAUUGCUAGCAACAUAGAUGCAAAUUUUUUGAAGGUUGUGUCCAGUGCCAUCAUUGAUAAGUAUAUUGGUGAAAGUGCGAGAUUGAUAAGGGAGAUGUUUAAUUAUGCCCGUGAUCACCAACCUUGUAUCAUUUUUAUGGAUGAGAUUGAUGCUAUUGGUGGCCGCCGAUUCAGUGAAGGGACCAGUGCUGACCGUGAAAUUCAAAGAACACUUAUGGAGUUGCUUAAUCAAUUAGAUGGAUUUGAUCAGCUUGGGAAGGUUAAAAUGAUCAUGGCAACCAACAGACCUGAUGUUCUGGACCCUGCACUUCUUCGUCCAGGAAGACUAGACCGGAAAAUAGAGAUUCCAUUACCAAAUGAACAAUCAAGAAUGGAAAUUCUAAAAAUCCAUGCUGCUGGCAUUGCCAAACAUGGAGAAAUUGACCAUGAAGCGGUCGUGAAGCUUGCUGAGGGAUUUAAUGGUGCUGAUCUUCGGAAUGUUUGCACUGAAGCUGGAAUGUCUGCUAUUCGUGCUGAAAGGGAUUAUGUCAUACAUGAGGACUUCAUGAAGGCUGUGCGGAAAUUGAAUGAAGCAAAGAAGCUCGAAUCCAGUGCUCAUUACAAUGCAGAUUUUGGCAAGGAUUAAAAAUGAAUUUGAACCUGCCCGAGAGAUGGAUUUUGGGACUGAAAGCGAGCGCUAUUUGUUGUUUUGUUGUGGGAGACAUGAUUGGCGGUAGCACAUAUCAGUUCCAACCAGAAAUGUGCCACCGCAUUCUGGUCUAUCAGUUGCUUUUCUGGUUAAUAUUUAUGGUUCAACCGCAGCUGUAUCAAAGAAGUGCUUAAUUUUUCUUAUUUCUCGUCUCUGUAGGAAGCAAAUAAAGAAUAUGAUUAUGGAUGAAAUUAUAAGAAAACAAAAGCUUACCUAA